Drechmeria coniospora is the source of this 1188-nucleotide messenger RNA. Its product is annotated as putative arginosuccinate synthetase. Lineage: Eukaryota; Fungi; Ascomycota; Sordariomycetes; Hypocreales; Ophiocordycipitaceae. Gene Ontology annotation, cellular component: cytoplasm. Gene Ontology annotation, molecular function: ATP binding; argininosuccinate synthase activity. The transcript has 25 exons. The record is from RefSeq and is a predicted model, not a curated record. Bases 1 to 1188 code for a protein of 395 amino acids. Gene Ontology annotation, biological process: L-arginine biosynthetic process; urea cycle.
AUGGCCGGCAGCAAGGGCAAGGUGUGCUUGGCCUACUCCGGUGGACUCGACACGAGCACCAUCUUGGCUUGGCUGCUCGAGCAGGAUUACGAAGUUGUCUGCUACCUGGCCAAUGUUGGUCAGGAGGAAGACUGGGCUGCCGUGGAGGCCAAGGCUCUCAAGAUCGGUGCAACUAAGAUGAUCAUCGAUGACCUUUGCAAGGUUUUCGUCGAGGAGCUGUGCUGGAAGGCUGUGCAAUGCAAUGCCAUCUACGAAGACCAGUAUCUUUUGGGUACCAGCUUGGCUCGGCCCGUCAUUGCCCGUGGCAUGAUGAAGGCCGCCGAGAAGGAGGGUUGCCAUUUCGUGUCCCACGGUUGCACCGGCAAAGGCAAUGAUCAGCUGGCAUAUUUGACCAUCAACCCCGCCAUCAAGGUCAUCGCCCCAUGGCGCGAUCCUCUUUUCUAUAAGCGUUUCCAGGGACGCAACGAUCUCCUCGACUACGCCGCCGAGAAGGGCAUCCCUGUGACGUCGACUCGCGCGAAGCCGGCCGGCAUGCUUGAGGACCCAAACACCUCUCCGCCUGAGGAUAUGUGGACCCGCACCGUGAGCCCGCUCAAGGCGCCUGAUACACCUCUCGAAAUCACUGUCCACUUUGAGAAGGGCCUUCCGGUCAAGGUUCAGACUCCCAAGCAGACCGUCACCGGCUCCCUCGAGCUGUUCAACUUUCUCAAUGCUCUCGGCAAGGAGCAUGGCAUCGGCCGAAUCGACAUUGUCGAGAACAGGUUCAUCGGCCUCAAGAGCCGUGGUUGCUAUGACGCCCCGUGCAUGACCAUCCUUCGCCUUGCUCAUAUUUCGAUCGAGGGCCUUGUUCUCGACGGCCGUGUUCGCUCCCUUCGAGACAACUUGAGCAAGCAGUGGUCCGAGCUGCUCUACAACGGCCUCUACUUUUCGCCCGAAAGGGCCUUCUUGCAGCCGAGCCUCGACUUUUCUCAGGAGCGCGUUAAUGGCGAGGUUCGCCUCCUCCUGUACAAGGGCAACGCCUACGUUCUGGGCCGUACCUCGGAGGAGAAGCUCUACUCGGAGGAGGAUGCGUCGAUGGAUUCUCUCACCACCUUUGAUCCCUCCGAGACUUCUGGCUUCAUCACCAUCAACGCGAUUCGCCUCAAGAAGUACGGCAUGCAGAUGGCUGAGGCUGGCAUCGAGCUCUGA